Cherax quadricarinatus is the source of this 2358-nucleotide messenger RNA. Its product is annotated as FAST kinase domain-containing protein 4. Lineage: Eukaryota; Metazoa; Arthropoda; Malacostraca; Decapoda; Parastacidae. Gene Ontology annotation, biological process: regulation of mitochondrial mRNA stability. The record is from RefSeq and is a predicted model, not a curated record.
GUGUCAGCUCGACAUAUUGGUCAGCUACUAAGACACUAGUCAAUUAUUUUUCUCUCUGAAUUUAAGACGGUAUGCGAGUGACUCCGGUCACUCCAGUGUGUGGGCGUCACACUCUCCAGGGUUUAUAUUGGCAAGAUUCACUCUGUUUGAAAACGCCUAUUUCCUUGUGUCCGAAAAGAACAUUUAUUUCCCAUUACCUCCCAGAUUUAACAAUAUUUUCUCCCUGGAGUCUGGAAGACAGGAUGUCAUUCAACCAGCUGUGUUGGCCUUUAAUAACUUUUACAUUGUGAACAAGAAAAAUGUCUGCGUAAAUUAAGAAAUGCACUAAUUGCCUAUGUGGCAAAGUUUCAACAUGUUGAAAGUGUGUUGUGGAACAGUAGCAAUAUGUUUAAGAGGAGCCAGGGCAAGGGUACUCUGGCCUUCUCAAAUCUGUGCACCGCCUUUUUCAUUGAGUGAGACCUGUCAUCUAAGGUUAACCACCACCGCCACUACCAUCAGCAGCUGGGGACCAUUAGAAAAUCAAGACACUGCUAGUAUUCCAACUUCUGUAAAUGAGACAAAGACCUUAGAAAAUCAAGAUACUCCUAGCAACCUUUCAUCUAUUAAUGAUGCAAAGGAUGUUCCAGUCCUUUUACAAGCAGCCACUGAUGGAGAUUCAUACCCUUCUGCAUUUCAGGGUCUUCAUAUUCUCUCUGACUGGGUUUCCAACAAGAAGAUUGAUUUUAAAAAGGAUGUUGAGACUGAGGAACAGUUCACAAAAUUAAUAAACUUGAUUGAUGCAGGAACAGUACGAAGCACCCCUUCAUCUCUAUUAGCUGCACUGAGGAGUUUGAUGAAUCUUGGAGUAAACAGUGACACCCAUGUGGUAGAGUCGAUUGAAAAUCAGCUGUUAUGGAAUAUUCGGAAGGUAUCUUUCCCGAUGCUAAUAUCUAUAAUGGUCUUUCAAGUACAGUAUCAGGAUACAGUACUACAGAAAAAGGUACUAAAAGAAUCUUUGGAAGCUUUACAAAGAAGAUGGACUGAAAUCAAAGGAGCAUCAGAAAUUGAAGCAUUUUAUAACCAUCUUGAUUUAUUUUCCUCUGAGUUUCUUGGACACCUGGAUGAUCGCAGUAUUGAAUUAGCUGGAGAGAUGAGCUUCGUGGAACUAAGCAGAGUGUUCUGUGUCCUGGGAAAAAUCAAACGACGUGCAUCACCUGUUUUAAGAGCACUGUCAUUCCACAUGGCAAAACAAGAAGAAAAAUUAACUGCAAAGCAACUUUGUAAUGUUUUAUUUGCCAUGAAUUCCCUGAGUUUUCCAGAUGUAGUUUUAUUAGAAAAAGUGGCAAAUGAUUUGAUUCCACAGGUUGCCAACAUAGAUAACCCAAAUAUAGUGAGUUCUAUUCUUUUUUGUAUGGGACAGAUGCGAUGGAGAUAUACAAGUCUACUGGAAGUUUUAUCAGAGUGGGUUGAGAAAAACGUGCAAAUCUGCUCCAUGAUUAAUCUUGGUGCUAUAAUCAUUACACUGGCAUGUGUCUCAUAUGUCCCAGCAAAUGCUGAAACUUUGUUCAGUGAGCUUAUUCCAAAACUUAAUCCCUCAGGAUUUUCAAGAAAGACAACGUGGUUGGAUGUUGUAUGGUCCUUGUCUGUAUUAGGUAGAGCAACAGGAUGGCAUAUAUCCUCUGUUUUGCAUCCAGAUUUUGUUAAAAAUCUCCCAGGUGCAGAGGAACACCUGUGGAUUGGGGUCAAACCUAAGCUUCUCAACAUUAAUGCAGUGGCACAGCUAAACAUGCCUUCAUAUAAAGGUCCUUAUCUUGACAUGACAAAUUUUAAAGAUGUAAUAAUUUCCAAGAACAGGGAUGACAUAAAGCUCUCCAAACAUAUUCAAAUCACUUUGCACAACUUUCUCCCUCCACCCAAAUACAUUCGAGAAAAUAUCCAGACUUCUAUGGGAAUCUUUGUAGAUGUUGAGUUGGCAGCUGAUAAGAAAGGAAAACCCAUACCAAUUCAAGAUUACAGUAAUAAUUUUGGAGAAUCGGAGAGCUCACAGCCAUUACCUGAAGGUGCUGUGAAGUUAGCUAUGUUUAUAUGGGGUUAUAAAGACUACACUAUUGGUACUCAGGAACUAAUCGGAGUUAAUAAGUUGGCUGUACAGUUAGUAGAAAGAAAAGGGUACAGGGCAUUACAAAUUCCUUUUUAUGAAUAUAAUAUGAAGGCAAAGACGCUGAAAAAUGUACAGUAUCUUGAAGGUAAAAUCAAAGACAUCGUAGAGUCGUGAAAUUAUUGAACUAAAAGAUUUUAUCGUGUACAUAAAGUUUGAGUAUUGUCUUUAUGAAUGUAUUAAAAGCAAAGAGGUUCUUAAUAAAAUAUUAAAUACUACAA